GGAGGAAGCAGCUUAGCCCGGUUCGCCAAGGACGCCGCGCUCCUCCUUCCUCUCCUAGUCAAGCAGGAAGCUCCUGGCGGCCGCACGUGCCGCCGAGACCAGGCCCCUCCCCUCCCCGCCCACCUUCUCCGUCUGCCGAGAUGGCGCUCGACCCCGCAGACCAGCAUCUUAGGCAUGUCGAAAAAGAUGUUUUGAUUCCUAAAAUAAUGAGGGAGAAGGCCAGAGAGAGAUGUUCUGAACAAGUUCAAGAUUUUACCAAAUGUUGCAAGGACUCUGGAAUCCUUAUGGUAGUAAAAUGCAGGAAAGAAAAUUCUGCACUGAAAGAAUGUCUAACUUCUUACUAUAAUGAUCCAGCCUUUUACGAAGAGUGCAAAAUUGAAUACCUGACGGAAAGGAAAGAAUUCAGAAGAACUGGAAUUCCUGCCAAGAAAAGGCUACAGAAGCUUCCCUCAAGUAUGUAGACUAAUGUACAAACUCCACUCAGGAAUUCUAAUAUUCACACAAGCCACAAUCACCUGAAAUAAUGGAAUCAAGAUAAGGAAGUAUCUUUGCUUUAUCUUAAAUUAUGGAAAUAUCAAUUUUAGUUGAAAUAAAGACCUGUUUUUUUUAAAUUUUGAAGUUCAAGUUUAUUAAAUGGGAUAAGAGUUCUUACAACAGUGAUGCUGAUAUUUAGAGUUCCACAUGGAUUUUUUUAUUAUCUUUUUCUGAUGUAUAGGCUAGUGGCUACUUAUGGGGGCCACAGUAACUAAAAGAAGAGGAGUGGAUAAUCUUUGAAGGUGAUAAUAAUAGCUAAGCAGUAUAGCCAGAAUGGCUGUGAACCAGAAUCCUUCCUGGUGUUACUCCUUUUUAGCUAUGCGACUAUGGAAUUAAAAAUUUCAUACAAUUAUUGUGAGGAGAUUACUGAGUAUUGCAGGUAAGUAGAGGGCAUAGGACAAUGCCUCAGACAUAAUAAAUGCUCUUUUAUUGUUAGUCUAUUAUUAUUGUAAUAAUGUCUCAUAUGGGAAACAUAGGUAAGGUUGAUGAGUAUUUACACUAAUUUUACUCAUAUCUUUGAUGGAAAUUUUUGUAAAAUGUCUUAUGAUGUUCUUUGAUCUGUUAACUUGGCCACUGAAAAUGUUUUAACCUUUCACUUAAGUCUUUUUUAUACAUAUGAAAUACAUUUUGCAGUAAUGGUCUCAGGAACUAGUGUAAAAGAUUUCUGUGCCAGUGCAAUUAUUGAGUCCUGAGAUGAGCUUUUGUAUUAAAAGUUGCUUUUUAUUA
Molecule: messenger RNA, 1260 nt
Organism: Choloepus didactylus (southern two-toed sloth)
Lineage: Eukaryota; Metazoa; Chordata; Mammalia; Pilosa; Megalonychidae
Gene: CMC1
Product: C-X9-C motif containing 1
Exons: 4
Coding region: 141-461 (106 amino acids)
Cellular component (GO): mitochondrion
Source: RefSeq, a predicted model, not a curated record